UUAUAGACUGUGCAACUAGGUAUAAAGAUUUUGUUUUUUUAACAUCAAAAAGUAGUGAAGAAGUUGCAGAAGCAUUUAAGAGUAUAUAUGAUAACCCCGACAACUCUCUUAACUGGCCUCGGCUAUUGCAAUCUGAUCAAGGUCGUGAGUUUAUGGGAAAUGUGACAUUAAUAAUGAAUGAACAUAAUAUUAAUAUCCGAAGAAUUAAAGCACGUUUUAGACAUACAAGCAUGGCUAUAGUUGAUCGUUAUGCCGGAUUAUUUGAAUUAAGAGUUUUUAAAAACCAGUAUGCAAUAGAGUUUCUCUUACCUACCAGUGAACUCUGUAGAGAAUAUGAAUGGUUUGCACGAAAGAUUGUUGACAAUAUGAAUGAUACUCCAACUCAACUAAUUGGAAUGAGUCCUAAUAAUGUCAUGAAACUUGAGCAGAUAUAUUCUAAGCCAUCAGUAAAAUAUAAUCGUCCAAUAGGU
This is a messenger RNA of Dentiscutata erythropus, 470 nucleotides long. The record is from the annotation of a GenBank genome assembly. Lineage: Eukaryota; Fungi; Glomeromycota; Glomeromycetes; Diversisporales; Gigasporaceae.